AUCAACUUCAACUUUCAGUGUCAACCCCGUCCCUUUCCAGCUUCAUCCUCUCCGUCUUUCCCUUCUCCCCCUUCUUCCAUCCUCGUUCGUUCUCCGUCCAGCUUCACUUCUUUCUCUCUAAUUCCGGACUCUGCUUUUUCUGGUGGCUAACCUUCUGCCUGUCUUUCGCUGCUGUGUUUGACACACUGCUGUCUGAUUUCGUAUCUUCUCAUUCGCAGCUUGCUCCACCAAAUCAGCUCUUAAUCACCCUUCGUCUUCCUUCUAUUUCCACAUAUUUGUGCUUUUUUGACAACUUUAUCUCCGUUGUAUCCUUUACCUCUUACCCCCAAUCAGUACAGCCACUGGACUGGCCUGUCUUUAAUCCCUAGCCCAAUCGGAACUAUCUUGUUCAGCGUCGGCCUGAGAUUGGAAAUCCGUCAGCCUCCUUUCUUCUCUCCCUCCGAUUUCCCAUCAAGCGACUGGUAAAUCGGUGAAACCGUUUCUUGGCCUCGAACGUAAUAUACAUACGCAAAGUCAGCCGGUGCUGCAGGAGCUUUGUACUAAUCACACUUGUGCUUUUAAUAAUUCUUCCGUCUAAUCACCCCUCCCAAAACCGUCCAUUCACUAGAGCGCCCAAAUUCCCCACAACCGCUCUUACAUUUAGCUAUGGCUAGCCACAUUAUUGGAAACAGAAACAGUACUCCAGAAGCAUCAAAAUCCUCGCUCCGCCCUCCAUCCUCCCGUGCACUUGGUGGUUCCCAUCAGCUGCGUGCUUCCGCCGACAUGUCAUCAUUUGCUUCGCCUCUUUCUGCUCGGAGCAUUCGGCCCUCCUCCGAAGUCUUCUAUAACCAGCAAUCUCACUCUCAGAAUAAUGAUGACAUCGACAAGGCUGCCCAGCAGUGGAUCGCAGAUAUUGAUCAGUAUGAGACAACUCUGGAGGAGAUGGCGGCUGCUACCUUGGAUCAGGAUUUCAAAGAUGAAUUAAGCGCUAUUGAGCAGUGGUUCCGAGUCCUCAGUGAGGCAGAGAGAACCGCUGCUCUUUAUGCACUUCUUCAACAAACGACUCAGGUCCAGAUCCGCUUUUUCAUCCAGGUUCUUCAGCAAAUGUCGAAAAGCCACCCAAUGUCGAGUGUCUUGUCCCCCGCCAACUUCGGUGAAAAAGAUCCCAUGAACAACCGGCUUACUGAUGCAAUGUCGAAAUUGAACGUCGAGGGUUCUCGUAAUUCUUUUAGCCGCCCGCCUCUUUCUCCUGGAAACAAACGUAACUCAGGGCUAGAUUCAUCCACAAUCAAUGCCAUGUUCCCAGAUGCUGCUGCAGCUAUUGCAAAACAGAAAGCUGAAUUUACUCAACAAACUGGAACUGCCCCUUCUGCGAAUCGGAAUAGUGCUGUAUUUGGGGAUCGUUCUUCCCUAAUUGCACCAACAAUCUCGGCGCCGGAUAGUGGUAAAGAUAAUUUGCCUCAACCACCGUCAUCUCCUUGGAUUCAACGUACCCCUGAGCCCCAACCUCCAAUUGCGCGACCUAAAUCAUCCUCUGGGCAACAGCACCCACCCAUGGGUCAAUUUGUUCAACCGCCUCAGUCAGCAGGCCUUCGGUCUCCGCGAUCCAUGCCUCCAGGCCCAUCUAACAUCCAAAGCACCAUCGUGACUGCUCCGGAUCUUUCGACGGAACCGCAUUUCUUUUCUCCAUACAACGGCGCUAGCUGGGCGUCAAUGACAAACACACCCAAUGUGGCGGCCUUUAACCAACAACAGAAUGCCCCAUCCCAAGCAGAUAUGGUGGCUAAUGCGACAGCUAUGAAGCUGGCGGCCUUGUCCACCGUAAAUAACCGGAUUGCAUUAGAUGAUGCACGGAAGUAUCGCCGUGCACGUUCUAAUGAUGGACAGGGCAAAAGCCCGAACAUGAACCAGCAACCGCUCUCCCCUGGCAUCCCUAACAAUAACCUGCCGGGGACAAAUCUGAUCAUGGUCAAUGACGUUGGCCAGAUAUUGAAUGCCCAACAAAUUGCUGCUUUACAGGCCCAGCAACAAGCUGCCAUGGCUGGUCGUCGGUCCCGCCCCAAUUCUCCAGGGAUCGCGAUGCAAGGAGGUGGCAUGGGCCACAUGACUUUCGCCCCUCCACAGAACAACGGAUUUCUGGCUGCGUAUGAUACGAAUGCAUUGUUGAACAAUGGUUUCGGUGGGCUCAAUAUGGCCCAGUUUAGUGGCAAUCCCGAGGGCUAUCUCUCUGAUCACUCUGAGAUUGCACGAGGCCGGUCUCCACGUGGAAGACGAGGCAGCUCCAAGCCACCAGAGGAUCCGACUGAUCCUCAUCUGCUUCAGGAUAUUCCCAGCUGGCUUAGGUCCCUUCGUCUUCACAAAUAUACAGAAAACCUUAAGGACCUCAAGUGGACCGAGCUGAUCGAAUUGGAUGAUAAAGGGCUAGAGGAACGAGGAGUGAAUGCUCUUGGAGCAAGAAAUAAGAUGCUUAAGGUAUUUGACCAAGUCAAAGAAGCCAAGGCGGAGGGCAAACUCAAUUCCGCUCUUUGAAUUUUUUGACGCCGUGCGGAUAGGUGAAUCCAGAAUCACCGGUACGGGAACGUAUCCCAAUAUACUUUGUUUUUGAAUUGCGAUUCUUAAUGCACGAAACGGCUUUGGCUUUUACAUGAGGUAAAAAACGGUUUUGUUAUUACGGAGCAGAUCAUACUGCUAAGAUAGUUUGGUACUAGUGUUAGUUUUCACACUCAAAUUUCCUUGCCUUAUGGGCCAUAUAUUCUAUUUUAUCUUAUGUCCAGCUUGGAAAAGGAUCACCGGAUGAGUGACUAUCGAUUAGGGAAGCGACUGAGGAGCAUGAAGAGAGAAAGUAAUUCGUUCUUAUCAACUGUGUAUUGUUCUUCUCAGUGGAUGUCCUGUUCUAACAUUUUGCGCAAAACUCCUUUAUAUCGUGUGAUUUUCAAAUUUUACCCCUGAAUUAUUUCCUGUUCUCCUCACCUUUGUUAUUAUGUUGUAACGUUGGUUUCUCCCCUCCUUAUUUCCGUCCUUGUUUGUGCUUCUUGCCAUGUCAUGAUUGUGUAUUUACCUAGCUACGAAAGUUUAGAGGCUCAUUUUUAUUUUCUUUCUGUGCUUCUUUGGCUUCUCAUCGCCUUUCUCGGCUAUUUAAAAAAAAAAAAAAAAAAAAAAAAAAAAAAAAAAAAAAAAAAAAAAAAAAAAAAAACCCGAAAGCAGCUUGCCAUUCUUUAAUCGUCGGUACGAUGGACGAUGGCAGGGAUAGUUGUGCUUGCCAGUGCUAUUUUCCUCAAGCCUCUAUAAACAGUAGCAAAUUCGUGGUAAAACAUCUUGACAGAAAGAAUCAGAGAACCUCCUUGGCAGCCUGAGAGAAAAGUGGCUGUGAUUCUCAGCUUCACCAUCUUACACCAUACUGUUAAGAAAUGUAAUUGUUCCAAUUUAUAUAACAAUAACCCAAUGCAAUGAGAGUGUGCAGGAGACAAUUCGAUGUAGGGUGUGGGAAAUCACAUGACACGAUGGCAAC
Molecule: messenger RNA, 3487 nt
Organism: Blastomyces dermatitidis ER-3
Lineage: Eukaryota; Fungi; Ascomycota; Eurotiomycetes; Onygenales; Ajellomycetaceae
Product: protein vts1
Exons: 3
Coding region: 646-2508 (620 amino acids)
Biological process (GO): regulation of mRNA stability; nuclear-transcribed mRNA poly(A) tail shortening
Cellular component (GO): P-body
Molecular function (GO): protein binding; mRNA binding; translation repressor activity
Source: RefSeq, a predicted model, not a curated record